Molecule: messenger RNA, 4630 nt
Organism: Brassica rapa (field mustard)
Lineage: Eukaryota; Viridiplantae; Streptophyta; Magnoliopsida; Brassicales; Brassicaceae
Source: RefSeq, a predicted model, not a curated record
AAUUAUUGAAGACAGAGUUAUUGCUCAGUUUUUCAGUGACAAAUCCCCUCCUCGCUGAUCAGAUAUGGUAUAUUUGGAUCACGAUGGUCCACAACACAGUUCUGCCACAACAUAAUCAGGCCAUAUGAAUCCCUUCCCUAUUCAGUGAGAUUGUUUUCAUUCUUGGUUUAUGUUAUGUGGAGUAAUUUUGGUUUUGCGUGCAAGUAUGUGUGAUUUGCUUAUUAUGUUGUAAUUUUCAAUCGUUUGGUUGUUAAACUAAUGAAGCAUAUUAACGAGAAAACAUACUUAACCGGGUUUCAUGGCAUGGUGGUAAAGGAACCUUGGCUGAGGUGCCCGCCAUCACGAGUUCGAACACGGCCACAGCGGAUUUAACAUGGUUUCCGUUUGGCCUUCAGGACCUUCCUCGCCAGUUCCGGUUGGACGCGGUGGGAUAGUCGGACUAAGUGAGAGGUCCGGAUACCUGGAUUAUCAAAAAAAAAGACAUACUUUAAAAUGAAUAGUAAAGUAGCCUUAGCGGGAAACUGGUUGUUUUUUCCUAAAAGAAAAAACUUAUGAAACAGGUUGUUCUUCAGCUGUCUUGUCUUGUACAAAGGUGUUGGUUAAAAAUUUGUGGUUAGUAACCCGAAUGGGUGUGAACUAUUUACUUGGAUAAUGAUUGAAUCGCGUACGAGGUCACUUUCCUUAAAGAAUAUUUCGACCCUAUUUCAAACCCUUGGAUUACACGAAAUCCCUAUGUAAGAUAAGACAAUCAAAGUCUCAUUCUUGUUUUAGGCUAAGAUACAAGGAUAACAAAUAGAGUUUUAAUGCUUAUAUGUGUUUCUUCAAAGAUCUUUGAUGAUCAUUGAACAAUGAAUCUCUUUCUCUAUCGACUAACUAGUUUCAGAUUUUCAUGUGAUUCAAGUUAUGAAGUUAUGAUUUGCCAAUGCACUCAACUCCUUAUAUAAAGUACUAUAGGUUGGUUAAAAAUUUGUGGUAAUUAGUAAUCCGAAUGGGUGUGAACUAUUUACUUGGAUAAUGAUUGAAUCAUAUCGCGCACGAGGUCACUUUCUUUAAAGAGUAUUUCGACCAUAUUCCAAGCUCUUGAGUUACACGAAAUCCCUUUGUAGGAUAAGACACACAAAGUUUCAUUCUUGUUCUAGACUAAGAUACAAGAAUAACAAAUAGAGUUUUAAUGCUUAUAUGUGUUUUUUCAAAGAUCUUUGAUAAUCAUUGAACAAUGAAUCUCUUUCUCUAUCGACUAAUUAGUUUCAGAUUUUCAUGUGAUUCAAGUUAGGAAGAUAUGAUUUGCCAAUGCACUCAACUCCUUAUAUAAAGUACUAUAGGUUGCAAUGGUUAGUGUCAACAAUUGCAAUGGUUAGCACCAAUAUUUUCAAUAUUUAACAAAGAGUUACAAUCAUUAAUACCAAUAGUUGCAUUGGUUAGCCAAAAGUCACAAUGGUUCAUCGCCAAAGGCUUUAAUCAUCUACGGUUGCAAUGAUUUGUCACCAAAAGUUGCAAUAGUUUGUCACCAAAAGUUGCAACGGUACAUCACUAAUAGUUAUAUUCACAAACAGUUGCAUGUGUUCAUCUAAACAAUUAUAAUGCUUCACUUUAAUAGUUCUUUGAUGAUCAUUGAACAAUGCUUAUAUGUGUUUCUUCAAAGAUCUUUGAUGAUCAUUGAACAAUGAAUCUCUUUCUCUAUCGACUAACUAGUUUCAGAUUUUCAUGUGAUUCAAGUUAUGAAGUUAUGAUUUGCCAAUGCACUCAACUCCUUAUAUAAAGUACUAUAGGUUGGUUAAAAAUUUGUGGUAAUUAGUAAUCCGAAUGGGUGUGAACUAUUUACUUGGAUAAUGAUUGAAUCAUAUCGCGCACGAGGUCACUUUCUUUAAAGAGUAUUUCGACCAUAUUCCAAGCUCUUGAGUUACACGAAAUCCCUUUGUAGGAUAAGACACACAAAGUUUCAUUCUUGUUCUAGACUAAGAUACAAGAAUAACAAAUAGAGUUUUAAUGCUUAUAUGUGUUUUUUCAAAGAUCUUUGAUAAUCAUUGAACAAUGAAUCUCUUUCUCUAUCGACUAAUUAGUUUCAGAUUUUCAUGUGAUUCAAGUUAGGAAGAUAUGAUUUGCCAAUGCACUCAACUCCUUAUAUAAAGUACUAUAGGUUGCAAUGGUUAGUGUCAACAAUUGCAAUGGUUAGCACCAAUAUUUUCAAUAUUUAACAAAGAGUUACAAUCAUUAAUACCAAUAGUUGCAUUGGUUAGCCAAAAGUCACAAUGGUUCAUCGCCAAAGGCUUUAAUCAUCUACGGUUGCAAUGAUUUGUCACCAAAAGUUGCAAUAGUUUGUCACCAAAAGUUGCAACGGUACAUCACUAAUAGUUAUAUUCACAAACAGUUGCAUGUGUUCAUCUAAACAAUUAUAAUGCUUCACUUUAAUAGUUCUUUGAUGAUCAUUGAACAAUGCUUAUAUGUGUUUCUUCAAAGAUCUUUGAUGAUCAUUGAACAAUGAAUCUCUUUCUCUAUCGACUAACUAGUUUCAGAUUUUCAUGUGAUUCAAGUUAUGAAGUUAUGAUUUGCCAAUGCACUCAACUCCUUAUAUAAAGUACUAUAGGUUGGUUAAAAAUUUGUGGUAAUUAGUAAUCCGAAUGGGUGUGAACUAUUUACUUGGAUAAUGAUUGAAUCAUAUCGCGCACGAGGUCACUUUCUUUAAAGAGUAUUUCGACCAUAUUCCAAGCUCUUGAGUUACACGAAAUCCCUUUGUAGGAUAAGACACACAAAGUUUCAUUCUUGUUCUAGACUAAGAUACAAGAAUAACAAAUAGAGUUUUAAUGCUUAUAUGUGUUUUUUCAAAGAUCUUUGAUAAUCAUUGAACAAUGAAUCUCUUUCUCUAUCGACUAAUUAGUUUCAGAUUUUCAUGUGAUUCAAGUUAGGAAGAUAUGAUUUGCCAAUGCACUCAACUCCUUAUAUAAAGUACUAUAGGUUGCAAUGGUUAGUGUCAACAAUUGCAAUGGUUAGCACCAAUAUUUUCAAUAUUUAACAAAGAGUUACAAUCAUUAAUACCAAUAGUUGCAUUGGUUAGCCAAAAGUCACAAUGGUUCAUCGCCAAAGGCUUUAAUCAUCUACGGUUGCAAUGAUUUGUCACCAAAAGUUGCAAUAGUUUGUCACCAAAAGUUGCAACGGUACAUCACUAAUAGUUAUAUUCACAAACAGUUGCAUGUGUUCAUCUAAACAAUUAUAAUGCUUCACUUUAAUAGUUGCAAUUAUUCACUUGAAUAUCCAACAAAGGUGUUCUGUCUCCUGCAAGGGCAAGCAAAGUGAUUAAGCAAACUGAUGGACUACGGGGUCUAUUCAAAAAUUACGUUUAGAGUUUAAUUUAAAGUUUAAGGAAGAAAUGAAUGAGUAUUUGUAUGAGAUUUAAAGAUGGAAAAGAGGUUAGGUUCGGUUAGAUUUUUGAAUCUGGAUAUUUUCCCAGCCCUUCUAAGCAUGUCAUCAAACUCAUUUCACAAUGUCUCCAUCCAACAUUUUGAAAUCAACCUUAACCUAAUAUAUCGUUGUCUACAGCCUUUAUCUCCUUUCCCCCGAAAAAACUAUUCCUUUUAAAUAUAAAAAUAAAUAAUAGAAAAGAUACAGAAUAUCUACCACGCCUAAAUAAGAAUAAAUAAAAUAAAAUCUUCAUUUACCAACAAAAAAGCAAAAAAAUAAUAUUUUUCUCUAUUAGCCUUAAAAUCUGAUUUCCUACUCUCUUUCUCUCUAGAAUUAAACAAUUUAACAUCUCUUUCUCUCUCUCUCUUCUCGCACUCUUCUCUGGUCUCCUGAUCGUCUUCACAAAGGUAAUUCAAAUGGCAAGACUAAUCAAUGCUCUUCGUUAGUUAUUACAUUGCUCAUAAAAUGUUCUCUCAAUCUUCCCAUUUUUCAUAUGUUACAUUGCUUUUUUUACGAAAAAAAUAAAUAAAUAGGAGAGAUAAAUGGAGGAGCCGAAAUGGUUGGAAGGUCUCUUAAGAACAAAGUUCUUCAACAUUUGCCCUCGUCACCGCGAGACAUCGCGCAAUGAAUGCAACAUGUUCUGUCUCUCUUGUCAAAACGCUCCGUUUUGUAUCUACUGCCGCUCCUCCCUCCACAUUGAUCAUCCCAUCCUUCAGAUAAGAAGAUCGUCGUAUCAUGAUGUGGUUAGAGUAUCGGAGAUAGAGAAGGUAUUGGACAUAAGAGAAGUGCAGACUUAUGUCAUUAAUAGCGCGAGGGUUCUCUUCAUAAACGAGAGACCUCAGCCUAAGAAUUCCUCUCAUGGCGCCGCGUCCUCCACCACAACCAAAACCAUUUCCUACUUCUGCGAGACUUGUUGCAGAACGCUUCUUGAUCCCUUUCGCUUCUGUUCCUUGGGUUGCAAGGUUGAAGGAAUGAGGAAGAAUAAGGAAGAUGAAGAAGAGAGAUUGCGUAAAGAAAGACAACAAGAAACGCACAAAGGCACGCAUCCUCCAACUCAUAGGACCUCAAAUUCUAGGCGACGAAAAGGCAUUCCUCAUAGAGCUCCUUUUGCCUCCUAAUUUAAUCAAUAUUUUUUAAGAAAAAAAAAAACAUUACUUUAGUUUACUCCCUCCGUUUCAAUACAGAUGAUGUUUUAGAAAGAUUAUUUUGUUUGAAUUUACAUGAAGUUUUGAGA